Anisakis simplex (herring worm) is the source of this 285-nucleotide messenger RNA. The record is from the annotation of a GenBank genome assembly. Lineage: Eukaryota; Metazoa; Nematoda; Chromadorea; Rhabditida; Anisakidae.
AUGACUUCUUCGGCAACGUAUUGUAUCGGUUCGGUGAUAUCGGUGGAUUGUACUGAUGAGUCGUGUAUACAAGGUCGACUGGCCGCUGUCGAUCGCACAACAAAUUCAAUCACUAUUGAACGUGCUUUUAAGAAUGGGCAUCCUUUGAACGAGAAACUCUUAUCGCUGCCAAUAGUCAAUAUCAAAAAUGUUAAGAUUUUGAAAUUGAACAGUCAGUCGUCGUCGAGUAAUGCAACGUCGAGUAAGACCAAUAAUGAGGUAAUAUUUUGGGUUUCUAAAGUUUAG